Didymodactylos carnosus is the source of this 1983-nucleotide messenger RNA. Lineage: Eukaryota; Metazoa; Rotifera; Eurotatoria; Philodinida; Philodinidae. The record is from the annotation of a GenBank genome assembly.
AUGAUCUAUCCUAUUUUUACACUUGUUUAUUUCUCAAUACAAAUUAUAAAACAAUCAGAUAGUCAAUGUAUAUUUGAUCGUCCAGUAUUGGGUGAAUAUUAUUCGUAUGAAAAUGGUUUAGAAACACAUAGUUCAUUUAAAGAGAAUGGUGAUAUUGAGCGAAGAUUUUUUCGUCGACAAUCGGGACUUGGCGCACAAGCCAGUAUUAUCACCGUUUUGGAUAGUGCCGCAUUUGGAGGUUGUUUUCAAAUUAAUUAUAUAUCAAAUCCAUUUCAACACGUAUCAAAAUGGCAUUAUGAACUCAUGUAUCGAGACAAAGAAAAAUCCUGUUAUCAAUGUUUUGAAAUUUAUAAUCGUACACGAAAUAUUUUACAAAUUAGAAAAAGUGAAUGUGAUGAAAUAACAUCGAUAUUAACAAAUACAAUGAAUUUUCAGGAUUUAUGUGCAAGUAUCAGUCAAGAAGCGGAUUUCGAUACACUCUUUUUAAAAACAUUUUCGGCAGAAGAAUGUCGUGCAACAAUUUAUGGAACAUUUCAUUUUACAUAUGAAUUUCGAGAAGGUGGUAUUGGUAUUUGCGAUAAUCCGGCUUCUCGUUUAGUCUCAUGUCCUGAUCCUGGUACACCGUUUGAAGCCGUUAAUGAACGAUUUUGGAUGACAUAUGGUUAUUGCAAAAAUUUAGUUAGUUCAAUUGAUGCUCAACCAUUAUAUCAAUGUCUUGGCUAUUGGAUAAAUGAAAAUCAAGAUAUUUAUACAGCAAUUGCUAAUGAACGAGUGGGUUCUGAACGAUGGUAUGAUAAAUUUCGUUGUAUGUUAACAAGACAAGAUCAACCACAAUGGUUUGCAAAGUCAUUAUUUGCGGAAUGUUCACGUUUGUAUAGUCCAACGGAUGGUCCAGAAAAAGUGAUUAUUACGCCAGUCGUACCCGAAAUUCCAACGCCAACAUGUUUCUUUCCUGAUAAUUUUACAGGUGAAUGGAUAAAUACAGCAAACGUUAAUGCUAAAGUUAUUAUUAAUUCGACACAUAUUCACGAAAUAUCUCAAGUGAAUAAUCGUGGCUGGUUGAGAGAAACGUAUUAUGUAUGUCAACAAAUUAGUCGUAAUCAAUUCUUAGUGAAAACUGUUACAAAAGGAGAAUGUUUUCCAUAUUAUAUUUGUUUCGAUUUCAAGGAUCGUCAUCACAAUAUUCUUCGAUAUCGAAAAAGUAAAUCGUUUAUGUCAAAUGUCUACGAUGAUCUAUCAAAACGUGAUCCACUCUUCGAAGUAUGUGCAUGGACAAGUUUUGGAAAUGAUGCUAAUUGGAAAUAUCAAGUGUUUGUACUCGAUCCACCAGCACCUGUCGAGUGUCCAUUUACAGGCAUGUGGACGUUUAAACAAGUUGGUCAACCGAACAGUUUGGUUAAUACAAGAAUUCGAGGUGGCAUAACUCCUCGUCCUCGUGAUCAUGGCUGGUACAUUACAUGUGAUCCAAAAUUCAUGGUAUCUCAGUGGACUGUUUGUGGUGAUCAAACGAAGAGUAUGUUUGUUGAUCGUGAAUAUUGUCGACAAUUAGAUCCUUAUGGAACACCAAUUGGUGUAUAUGAAAUGCCCGACUAUAUCUAUCAAUGUGCUGGUUAUUGGCGUGAAGAUAGUCGUUCAAUUUUGAUCACUUAUGAUCGUGAUGAUCCUUAUAUCAAUUAUAAAUGUUGGGUUUAUGAACGAAUGGAUUUGUUUAAAAUUUAUCUAUCGCGCUCAGCUGGUUCGGCAUGUGGUUUUAAUCAAACAUCUGAUAGUUACAAAGGAGAAGAUGGCGCUGAUCUUUUCAUUCAACUAGAUGAAGCAGAAAGAAUACACGAUGACUGUCCAAUUCGUUAUGAUGAUGGUCGAAAUCCUUGGUUAGAUAUUGACGAAUUUUUAUUUUUUUAUGCAUCAGGAAUAAAUUUGAGAAUAUCAUUUAUUAUCAUAGUCAUAUGUUUAUUAUUAUCAACAGUAUUUUCUGUUUUAUAG